CAGAAGAUGGCUGAUCCUUGGCAGGAAUGCAUGGAUUAUGCAGUAACCCUAGCAAGACAAGCUGGAGAGGUGGUUUGUGAUGCUUUGAAAAACGAAAUGAAUGUCAUGAUUAAAAGUUCUCCAGCCGAUUUGGUAACUGCAACUGACCAGAAAGUUGAAAAAAUGCUUAUCUCUGCCAUUAAAGGAAAAUACCCAUCUCACAGUUUUAUUGGUGAGGAAUCCGUAGCCGCUGGAGAAAGAAGUAUUUUAACUGACAACCCUACGUGGAUUAUUGACCCUAUUGAUGGAACUACCAAUUUUGUACAUAGAUUUCCUUUUGUAGCUGUUUCUAUUGGCUUUGUUGUAAAUAAAAAGAUAGAAUUUGGAGUUGUAUACAGUUGUGUGGAGGAUAAAAUGUAUACUGGCAGGAAAGGAAAAGGUGCCUUUUGUAAUGGUCAAAGGCUACAGGUUUCACGACAAGAAGAUAUUACCAAAUCACUCUUGGUGACAGAGUUUGGCUCUUCCAGAACCCCCGAGACCAUAAAAAUUGUCCUUUCUAAUAUAGAGAGACUUCUCUGCCUUCCUACUCAUGGGAUCCGGGGUGUUGGAACAGCAGCUGUUAAUAUGUGCCUUGUGGCAUCUGGAGGAGCAGAUGCAUAUUAUGAAAUGGGAAUUCACUGCUGGGAUAUGGCCGGAGCCGGCAUUAUUGUUACUGAAGCUGGUGGUGUGCUGAUGGAUGUAACAGGUGGACCAUUUGAUUUGAUGUCACGAAGAAUAAUUGCUGCAAGUAGUAGAACAUUAGCUGAAAGGAUAGCCAAAGAAAUUCAGAUAAUAUCUUUUCAAAGAGACGACGAAGAUUAAUUA
Molecule: messenger RNA, 843 nt
Organism: Chrysochloris asiatica (Cape golden mole)
Lineage: Eukaryota; Metazoa; Chordata; Mammalia; Afrosoricida; Chrysochloridae
Gene: IMPA1
Product: inositol(myo)-1(or 4)-monophosphatase 1
Exons: 8
Coding region: 7-840 (277 amino acids)
Biological process (GO): signal transduction; phosphatidylinositol phosphate biosynthetic process; inositol metabolic process
Molecular function (GO): inositol monophosphate 1-phosphatase activity
Source: RefSeq, a predicted model, not a curated record